ACUGACCGACAAAGAGCAUACUGUCAGUUAAAGAUCAUUAGUAAAUAGAGUUCUCAAAACCUUGCUUUCGUUAUCAGCAAUGAUUACAACAACCUAAAUAAGGUGACUUGCAUUCAAUAAGAUAAAUAACAGUGUGAUUUCCUACAAAUUGUCUUACAGCAUAUCUGCUAGGUAUCUAGCGGUCAGUAAGCGCUUUUUCUGUCAAGGAUGUCGGCAGAAAAAUCAGGAGAGACUCGGAAGACACACGUUCCUCUGGUUGCCAGUCUGGGACUUGUGGUAGCCUGCUUGCUGUCGUGCAUGGCUUUCGUCCAUCUUGAGCUCAAGAUACAGUGGCUUCAGAAACAGCAGUUGGUAAUGGCGACGAGAAUGUCGACCCUUGAAGGGGCUUGCGUCGCAAAGAAUGAUGACCAAGACAACCAUCUUGCACGCAAUAAGCUUCGAAGACCUAAACGUUUCUCACACACAGAGCCAAAGCCAGUCAUUGCAAUACAAUUAGAAAAGUCAAGUAAUGCUAGCGUGACGUCAUCGAUGAAAAACAGCAGUGGGCCAAUCGGCGUCACGAAUGAGGAGGAAAAUAAUCACGUGAAUCUGACAGGAUACGUUACCAAGGCAAUGUAUCGUAAAGUCAUUGCGUCACUUCAAGAGGAGCUCAAGGAUGCCCUCGUUAGUAUAAGAGCCGAGAGCGAACGAGUCUGCAGCACACCUGAGGGUAAAAAAUGUGUACAAGGCCCUCAAGGCUUGCGGGGCCCAAGAGGAUACAGCGGCGACCGAGGGCCACAGGGGAUCCCAGGGGAUAUGGGGCCUCGUGGUGCCAAAGGCGAUAAAGGAGACCGCGGAGAACCUGGGGAGACCGGAAGUGGUGGGCCAACCCAGGGCAAUGGGGCACCCAGGGUUUUAGUGACCCCGACAAUUCUAACCGUCACCGAGAACAGCUCCGCGUCAUUUUAUUGUGCAUCGUACGGAAAGCCAAAGCCAUCAAUCACGUGGAGACGAAACGGUCGCGUGCUAGUGGGUCAGCGGUAUCUGUAUCGGUCUAAUGGCGAGUUGGUGAUCCGGGAUGUAUCGUAUGAGGACAGGGGAGAGUACGAAUGCACCGCGAGAAACCACGUCGCUAGUGCCGAGGGAGUAGUCAGACUCAUCGUCAGAUCCCCUCCACGCAUGAAACCAAUCUUCGCGGGUCCAAUCUUCAUAAAGGAGCGCCGCUUGGCGCGGUUACCAAAGUGCGAGGCCACAGGCUUCCCGACACCAGUGCUCAAGUGGUUAAAAGUGUACGGCACUCUUCCCCAGGGGAGAGCAUUCGUCAGAGACGACAGCCUUCUUAUAUCUAGUACCAGGAAGGCAGACUCGGGAAUGUACAUCUGCCGCGCCUCAAACGACCUUGGCGUGACUGAAGUGUUCACGCAAUUAGUGGUUGCAGCAUUACCGGAGUUCGACAUCAGGCCCCAAGACAAUACUACACUAUACACGGGAGAUAUUUUCCGCGCGAACUGUAGUGGUGUCGGCGAUCCGACCCUACGAGUGACGUGGAAGAAAAUAGACGGCAAGCUGCCUCGGUUUCGGGCGACCGUCCGAGACUGGGGCGAACUAGUCAUCACUCAAGUGACGUCAGAAGACAGUGGACGCUACGCCUGCCUUUUAAGCACUGACGGAGGCAUUUUCAAGAACGAGGCUUUUACUACUUUGAAUGUCAUCAACAGAGGAACCAAGGGCGGGGUCUGUCCAGUGCCGUUACCCCUCCCCUCAUGCUCCCCCAAGAAAGACGAGUGUGUCUAUGACGUUGAUUGUGAAGGAGGAAUGAAGUGUUGCUCCGACUCCUGUCACAAACUCUGUGUUCUACCACCUCCAAACAGAGACUGUGCUGACCUGUACAUGGCGGGCCACCGUAAGAGCGGUGUCUACCCCAUCGCACCGGAUGACCUCGGUUCUUUCGACGUGUACUGCGACAUGGAGACGUCCGGUGGCGGUUGGACGGUCAUCCAGAGACGCAUAGACGGACAAGUCAGCUUCUACCGCGAUUGGAAUGACUACAAAACAGGCUUCGGCGAUCUUAAGACGGAAUUCUGGCUUGGUAACAAUAAAAUCCACAGGCUUGUUACCACCACGUCUACUUCGCUCAGAGUAGAACUUUCCGACUGGAAAAACAUCACUGUGUAUGCGUACUACGGCCGGUUCCGUAUCGAGAACGAGGCUAAUAAGUACAGACUCUCGGUUGGCGCGUACCGUGGGACUGCAGGAGAUUCAUUGCGUUACCAUGACAAUAUGUCAUUCAGUACCAAGGAUCGCGACAAUGAUCGCUGGGCAGGUUACGCAUGCGCCGUUGAUCUGACCGGAGGGUGGUGGUAUAACAAUUGUCACGCGUCAAAUCUUAAUGGAAUGUACUAUGGGAACAUAAAGGACUAUGGUGGGGUGGGGUGGGCUGGGUUUAGGCAUAAUUUGUCGUUAAAAUCUGCCGAGAUGAAGAUUAGGCCUGACUCGUUUGGUGAGGGGGGGGAGUAAAACAUGAAAAUUUCAUUUCUAACUUCUUUGAUAACCAAGACUUUUAUGUCCAUCCUGUUUCUGCCAGUAGUACUCUACAGUAGUUUUCUAUAUAAUUGUAUGUUUUUUUAAUAAACGAUUUUUCUUGGUGAA
Messenger RNA from Nematostella vectensis (starlet sea anemone), 2628 nucleotides. Its product is annotated as muscle M-line assembly protein unc-89. Gene Ontology annotation, cellular component: extracellular region. NCBI's taxonomy places the organism in Eukaryota, Metazoa, Cnidaria, Anthozoa, Actiniaria, Edwardsiidae. Gene Ontology annotation, molecular function: peptidase inhibitor activity. The record is from RefSeq and is a predicted model, not a curated record. The coding region runs from base 208 to 2496 and encodes 762 amino acids. The transcript has 5 exons.